UUAUUACUUUCAAACUCUCUCCCUUUUCCCUCUCUCCUUCUCUCUCUCUCCCUCCCUCUCUCGCUAUGCCCGUGUCGUCGAUCCUCGCCGCACGUUCACGUGUCCAACUCGCCUCUGCCUUUCUUCUCCUCUCCUCCCUUGCCCCACAUGGCCCACAAGCCUUCUUUCAUUCCUGCUCCGCUCACGGAGAUCCCGUCAAUCUCGUCCGUCCUUUCCCCGCGGGCCACUCCAUGGUCCUGCCCCUCUUCCUCUCCUCACCCAAUUCCUCCCGCCAAUCCCUUGAUGGGUCCCAUCGUCGACACCUCCAGAAAGAGGACCGUUGGAUUACCCCCAAUGCCCGCAUGGCGCUCUACGACGAUCUUCUCACCAACGGGUACUACACCACUCGGCUCAGGAUCGGGACACCACCUCAGAAAUUCGCCCUCAUUGUUGAUACCGGGAGCAGCGUCACGUAUGUUCCAUGCUCGACGUGCGAAGUGUGUGGCGAUCAUCAGGAUGCAAAGUUCCAGCCUGAUUUGUCAAGCACUUACCAACCAGUAAAAUGCCAUUUGAAUUGUACUUGUGAUGAGAAAAAUACACAGUGUGUUUAUGAGAGGCAGUAUGCAGAAAUGAGCUCUAGCAGUGGGGUUCUUGGUGAGGACGUUGUCUCUUUUGGUGAUGAGAGCAUGCUUGAGCCCCAACGUGCCGUUUUCGGUUGCGAAAAUUUGGAAACUGGCGAUCUUUUUAACCAACGUGCUGAUGGCAUAAUGGGUCUUGGCCGUGGUGAGCUCAGUAUAAUGGAUCAAUUGGUUGACAAGGGAGUAAUCAGUGAUUCAUUUUCUUUAUGUUAUGGUGGGAUGGACAUGGGUGGUGGUGCAAUGGUUCUCGGUGGAAUUUCUCCUCCUGGUGAUAUGGUCUUUUCUCAUUCUGAUCCAGUCCGCAGUCCAUAUUACAAUAUUGAGCUGAAGGAAAUCCAUGUGGCCGGAAAGCCGUUGCAAUUGAAUCCAAGGGUCUUUGAUAGCAAGUAUGGAACUGUCCUGGAUAGUGGUACUACAUAUGCAUACCUACCCGAAGCUGCGUUUGUAGAGUUCAGGGAUUCUAUUGUGGAGAAGCUCCAUCCCCUUAGACAGAUCCAUGGUCCAGAUCCAAAUUAUAAUGAUAUCUGCUUUUCUGGUGCUGGAAGUGAUGUCUCCCAACUCCCAAAGUUCUUUCCAGAGGUCGAACUGGCUUUUGGCAGCGGACAGAAAUUGUCACUAGCUCCUGAAAACUACUUAUUCCGGCAUUCAAAGGUUCAUGGAGGAUACUGCCUCGGAAUUUUUCAGAAUGAAAAUGAUCAAACGACUCUUUUGGGAGGAAUUAUUGUUCGCAAUACACUUGUAACUUAUGAUCGUGAGAAUCAAAGGAUUGGAUUCUGGAAAACUAACUGUUCAGAACUAUGGGAUAGAUUGCAUUCCCCUGGAACUCCUUCACCAGCACCUUCAGCUUCCUACAGUGGCAACAAAACGAUAGGAAUGUCACCUACCUGGUCCCCGAGUGGACUACCAAACAAAAUAAUUCCAGGAAAACUCCAAGUUGGGCUCAUCAUAUUUGAUUUGUUUUUGAGUCUAAAGUACCCAGACCUGGUGCCUCGUGUCACAGAAUUGGAACAAUACAUUGCACGCGAGUUAGAGGUUAACACGUCUCAGGUUCAUUUAUUGAAUGUUACUAGCAAAGGAAAUGGUUCCCUCAUGACAUGGGCUAUAUUGCCACCGGGUUCUGAUGAUUACAUUUCUGGUGCUGCAGCAACGAGAAUAAUCUUACGCUUAACUGAUGACCGUUUGAGCCUUCCUUAUACAUUUGGAAGUUACAAGUUAGUCAAAUGGAAAGUUGAACCACCCUUAAAAAGAAAUAUCUUGGUGUUGCAAUGGAUAAAGGUGCCUGCCAGACAUGGUAGUCUUGAGAAGUCAGAUAUGCCAACACAUCUGCACAAGUACUUUUUAAAUGACGUGGUGGCAACAACGCUUCUUGGCGCUGGUUGUGGGAGCUAUUCUUGCCAUUAUUUGCAGUUUUUCAACUUUUCUAUCCUGGUAUAUCUGGAGACACAGAAAACAUCCACUUGGGACAUACAAGCCCGUAAAUGCCGUAAUGCCUGAGCAAGAGCUCCAGCCACUGUAGCUUCGUCAGUCAUGUUGGCCUAACCGCGAAGUAUUCCUCCAUUACAUUGAUUAUUCUUUAUCAGACAACCAUGUCCACCUGUCGUGACAAAAAUCUCCAAAAAUCAAUGAGAACCAAACCAUUCAGUGAGAAGCUCCCCAGUUGAAUGCAGCAUUCUGAUGCCUCUCCAUAGUUAUUUUACAGAUUUUGCAUGGGAUGGAAGUGGUGGGAAAUAACAUGCUUUUGCAUGUCAAAGAACAGGUAAAUGUAUGGCACUGCAGAUCAAUCGAUGGAAAGAAGGCCAGAUGAGUCAAUGACCACUUCAUCCUCCCCUUGUUUGGUCUGCCAGUUUCCUCGUCUUCUUGUUAUUAUUGGCAAAAUUCUUAAGAUACUGGUAUCCAAUGCUUUGGGUGAUUUCCUUGACAAUUUAGAACACUCACAUGACAAUUUGGCAAUGUUUUGUGAUAACGUUGUGUUAGCGGCAGGCUAAUCCAAUAGUAUAGUUGGCAAGAAGAUGCUGAUGAUUUUUUCUUUCU
Messenger RNA from Magnolia sinica, 2648 nucleotides. Its product is annotated as aspartic proteinase 36-like. NCBI's taxonomy places the organism in Eukaryota, Viridiplantae, Streptophyta, Magnoliopsida, Magnoliales, Magnoliaceae. Gene Ontology annotation, biological process: proteolysis. Gene Ontology annotation, molecular function: aspartic-type endopeptidase activity. The transcript has 13 exons. The record is from RefSeq and is a predicted model, not a curated record. Bases 66 to 2111 code for a protein of 681 amino acids.